CAAUAGACUGUGGGACUGGCUCGCGCUGCUUCGUCAGGUGUAGGGCCGCGGAGUAUCCCAGGCGCCGGUAGCUGAGUUUGGCCGCGUCUGCAAGCUAGGUCCCAGGGGGUGGGGUAGGUUUCCCUGUUUCUUGUCGCCUUGUUUAGGCCUUAAACAGCGGGCUGAAGGCUGCAGCAGGUGCUAGGUAGCCUCCUCCCGGUCCUCUCGGUAGCUCUCGGGAAAGGCGGAGCGGGGAGGCGAGAGCAACUUAGACUCCUCGACCUCUCUUCCCGGUGACGGACGAAAAGUUCCCGUAGAAUUUCGCUUCACCGAGUGACCUUGAGCCCAGGGCGACGGUCAGCUUGUUCCUGGCUGCAGGAACUUUGUGAGAAUUUUAAUGCUUGGAAAAACUGUCUGUGUUUCAACUGGUGUACAUCCAAAAGUCUCAGUGUAAUAGCAGGAACAAAAUAUUCUAUCAGUCAGCUGACCAUAUACUUAAUGACUCCUAAAAUCUCGUGGACUUCUGAAGAAGCACCAUGGCCUGUGCCGCUGUUAUGAUUCCGGGGUUGCGGUGCUCUGUUGGAGCUGUGUGUACUCAGGGUGCUUCACUGAGAUUGACAGUCAGCACUGUGCGCCACCUUACUCUGACCAGCAUAAUGAAAUCCAAAAGGAAAACUGAUCACAUGGAGAGAACUGCAAGUGUCACUCGACAGGAGAUUGUGUCAGCAGCUAAGGUGUGUGGAGCUGCCAAUGAGUCACCGUCAGUGAAGAGCCUCCGCUUGCUUAUUGCUGAUCAAGACUUUUCCUUUAAAGCUGGCCAGUGGGUUGAUUUCUUUAUUCCAGGAGUCUCUGUGGUUGGUGGGUUUUCAAUAUGCUCCAGUCCCAGACUGCUAGAACAAGAGAGAAUGAUAGAAUUGGCAGUGAAAUAUACGAACCACCCUCCUGCCCUCUGGGUUCACAAUAAGUGUACACUCGACUCUGAAGUGGCUGUGAGAGUGGGUGGAGAGUUCUUCUUUGACCCUCAGCCUGCGGAAGCCUCUAGAAACCUCGUGUUGAUUGCAGGAGGAGUCGGAAUUAACCCUCUGCUUUCCAUCCUGCGGCAUGCAGCAGAUCUCCUCAGAGAGCAGGCAAACAAAGGACGUGGAUAUGAGAUAGGAACAAUAAAACUGUUCUACAGUGCAAAAAAUACCAGUGAACUCCUGUUUAAGAAAAAUAUCCUUGAUUUAGUAAAUGAAUUUCCUGAGAAGAUUGCAUGCAGUUUGCAUGUCACAAAGCAGACCACACAAAUCAGUGCAGAACUCAAGCCGUACAUCACGGAAAGAAGAAUAACAGAGAAGGAGAUAAGAGAUCAUAUUUCAAAAGAGACUUUGUUCUAUAUUUGUGGCCCACCUCCAAUGACCGACUUUUUCUCCAAGCAACUGGAAAACAACCAUGUACCUAAAGAACACAUUUACUUUGAGAAGUGGUGGUAGGAGGCAGAUAAAGACAGAAGAUAAAGAGGUGAGAUCUGCUCAGGAGAUCUCCUGUCCUUUGUGGCAUGAUUCAUUUUUUUUUUUUUUUUUUAUCUCUACUUGAGUUGUCUUAUUUUUUAAGGCUAUAAACAUAGUGACCAGCUGGAUAAUAAUUAAGCCAACUGACAGACUUAAAUGAUAAACUUUUUGCAGAGACCUCAUUGAUAAAGCUAUUUCUUACUAUACUGAUUUAUUAACAAUGAUUUAAUUGUAUCAUGAUAUACCAUGAUUGGUCAAUAUAGAUUUUUCUUUCGUCUUUAGGUAAGAAAGUGAUACAUACUUACAUUUAAUCAUAGGAAAAUGUGAUUUUUGAGUGUAAAAUGUGGGCUAGCUUUAAAUUAUUUGACAGCCAUCUAUAUAUCUUAUGUUUAAUUAUAAUUUAAAUACAUUCUUAAUAAUUUUACUUUGAAAAUUCUUUUUAGUGAAUGCCUUUGUUUACUGUACCAUGGCCUACAAUCUUAGUUAGACCAUCAAUGUUAAGUUUGGACAUGGAAAUUGUUAGGAAAACUGCUUUAGGGAGUUAAAUAUCCAGGAUAUUUGCUUUUUUGUUAACGAAUAUCCUAAGUGUGUAUCCUGGCUAAUUGUUAGUUUCUUCUCAAAUGAAACCCUUUCUGUCUUGGCUGUCUGCCUUAACGCUGUAGGAGGCAGCUUCUUGCUUGCGACAAAGGCAUUGGUGAUGUGUUCCAUGUUGAAUCUGCCUUCAGUGCUUGGGCUGGCUGGCUAUGGAAGUGUGCUUAGCAUUGUUUAGGGGGUAGAGAGCUGUUUCUAAAUCCUGGUUUUCUACUUUUUAUUUCACUAAUUUGUCAGAGUUGUUCUUGGCACCCGCAGGUCCUUAACACAUAUUUGUUGAAUGACUGAAAGAAACCAACUAAUGUUUUAACUCCUUGCUAAGUCUGAGAUUGGGAGGCAGUUCCCCAGAGUGGAUAGAAAGAAUGGUGGAGCCUUAUCCCAAAGCUGCUCUAAUGAAACUGCUAGAAAGCAGAUUGUAGUUCUUUGUUUAGAUUUUUAAAAAUCCAAAAGAAAUCCUGACUGAAGCCAGGCCAUUCCUUUUAGGACAAGUAGUCUUGGGCCCAAGGUUGCCUGCAUGGAGACCACAGAAGGGCGAAGAGAGCCUGGGAAGGACGGGGGAGUGCUGGAGACCUACGGAGCUCCAGUUGAGAUUCUUUUCUGGAGCAGACGAGAGAAGACAGGUUAGCCUUUCUUAGCUUUGUUGUGGCAGGCAUCCCAGGGACUUCUGGGCUUUAACACAUAUGAUUCAUGGGGCCUGAAGAUGACUGUAGCUUCUGCCCAGUUUUGAGUUUUGUCAGGUUUUAAGCAGAGAUCAUUUGUCAGCUAUUUUGAUCCCACAUUUGAAAAUUUUGGGAGGAAGGGAGGAGCCAUUGACUUGAUGGGCAUAUCAUAAUCCAUUCAAGGAAAUGGUCCUCAGUAUCUCAGAGGUGAAGGGAAUAUGUGAAGCUCUGGGCCACUACAAGGAUCCCUGACUUACUGAUUGGCCCCAAAGUGCCCAGGCUGAGGGCAUAGGAGCAUGAUGAGAUGCAGGGAUGCAGGACUGUCAAGGCGCACUUCCACCAACUGGUGGAGGCAGUCUGUGGGGUAGGAGACCUAAAGGUAUAGGGAAAGUGCUUAACCCAGGCUUCUCUGCAUCAAGAGUGGAGGUGCAAGGUGAGCAUCUCAAUGCUGCAUGGGAUGGGAGGAUAGGGAGGUGUUGCCCACUGCCUCUGUUCAACCAGCACCAUGGCUAACUGUGUGCCUGCUGUUGUCAGACAGCAAGGGUCACCUGUCCUGGAGAUCCCAGCUCUGCCUGCCACCCUGCUGCUGACUCAGUGUCGGCAGAAUUGCUGAGAUGGGCCAGGUUGCCUUGGCCUGGAGUGUUCAUCCUUUCAUUGCCAUCAUUCUGGUGCUAAGUGUUCAACAGCAUUUUCUGGUCUGGCCGACAAUGUCCUGUUGCUCUUGCCUGUGGGAUCUGUCCAGAUCUUUUUGGUAUUUAAAUUAAGCUAACUACAGCCAGAGUGGCUUGGAAUUCCUAGUGUAGUGGCUUAGAGUAUGGGCUCAAAAGCUCUUGAGCCAGAUGCCUGGGUUCAAAUCUCACCUAUACUACUUACUAGGUAGAUGACCUUGAGCAAGUCACUUAACUACUCUAUGCCUCGUUUAAAAUUACUUACAACUACAUGUAAAAGGGAGAUGAUACUGCCACCUACCUAUGUACCUACCUGCUAGGGCUGUUAUGGGGAUUGAAGGUGAUCAUACAUGGAAAGUGCUUAGCAGAACACUGCAUGUGUGUGUGGUCAUUAAUUUGCUAUUCCUUGUCCUAUUCAGAAAGGAUUUCAAGAGGCUGGAUGCCUUAAAUGUGGCCCACUAACUUGAAAUCUUCAUGUGGGUGUGCAUCUGUUUUGUUUACUCCUGUGCCAGGCACAAAAUAAGAUACUUCAUAAAUAUUUGUUAUAUAGGUGAAAGGGCCUGCUCAGAGUUGAUGAGCUGGAUUAAAGUGACGUCUUAAGGA
Molecule: messenger RNA, 3990 nt
Organism: Saimiri boliviensis boliviensis (Bolivian squirrel monkey)
Lineage: Eukaryota; Metazoa; Chordata; Mammalia; Primates; Cebidae
Source: RefSeq, a predicted model, not a curated record